Molecule: messenger RNA, 2148 nt
Organism: Torulaspora delbrueckii
Lineage: Eukaryota; Fungi; Ascomycota; Saccharomycetes; Saccharomycetales; Saccharomycetaceae
Gene: QNS1
Product: glutamine-dependent NAD(+) synthetase
Exons: 1
Coding region: 1-2148 (715 amino acids)
Biological process (GO): NAD+ biosynthetic process
Cellular component (GO): cytoplasm
Molecular function (GO): glutaminase activity; ATP binding; NAD+ synthase (glutamine-hydrolyzing) activity
Source: RefSeq, a predicted model, not a curated record
AUGUCGCAGCUUAUCACCAUCGCAACUUGUAACCUGAAUCAAUGGGCGUUGGAUUUUGAAGGUAAUCGGGAUCGUAUUCUAGAAUCCAUCAAGAUAGCCAAAGAAAAGGGCGCUCGUCUACGUGUGGGUCCUGAAUUGGAGAUCACUGGCUAUGGAUGCCUGGAUCAUUUUCUAGAGAGCGAUGUUAGUUUGCAUUCAUGGGAAAUGUAUGCCCAAAUCAUCAAGCGUAAAGAAACUCAUGGUAUCUUACUCGACAUCGGUAUGCCUGUCUUACACAAGAAUGUUAGAUACAAUUGUCGUCUGUUGUCUCUAGACGGUCAAAUAAUGUUCAUCAGGCCAAAGAUGUGGUUAGCAAAUGAUGGUAAUUACCGCGAGAUGAGAUUCUUUACACCUUGGAUGAAGACAGGUGUAGUCGAAGAGUUUAUUUUACCACCAAUGAUUCAAAAACAUACAAAUCAAAAAACCGUACCCUUUGGCGAUGCAGUGAUUAGCACUUUGGACACCUGUAUUGGUGCCGAGACAUGUGAAGAGCUCUUCACACCACAGUCGCCAAGUAUCAACAUGUCUUUGGAUGGUGUAGAGAUUAUUACAAACUCUUCUGGCUCGCAUCAUGAACUGCGUAAGCUAAACGAAAGGUUGGACCUGAUCAUUAACUCCACGAGCCGUUGUGGGGGUGUCUACUUAUAUGCCAACCAACGUGGAUGUGAUGGUGAUCGUUUGUAUUACGAUGGAUGUGCUCUCAUCGCUGUGAAUGGUAAAGUCGUUGCCCAGGGUUCCCAAUUUUGUUUGAAAGACGUCGAAGUGGUAACAGCAACUGUCGACUUGGAAGAAGUUAGGAGUUAUCGUGGUGCCAUUAUGUCUCGUGGCUUACAAGCAUCUUCCUCCGAGAUGAGGUACAAGAGAGUUCACGUUCCAGUCGAAUUAGCUCCCACAACUCUGAGAUUUGAUCCUACUAUUGCACCCUCGCCAAAACGUAAGGUGUUUUACCAUUUACCAGAGGAAGAAAUUGCCCUUGGACCCGCUUGCUGGUUAUGGGAUUAUUUAAGACGUUGCAAUGGCUCUGGAUUCUUUCUCCCAUUAUCUGGGGGAAUCGAUUCCUGUGCCACGGCGGUGAUCGUUCACUCAAUGUGUAGACUGGUCAUGAAGGAGAUCGCGGAGGGCAAUGAACAAGUGAUCGCAGACGUGCAAAAGGUAACUCGUAGUAGUGAUCCUCAAUGGCUCCCUAAAGAUGCUCAAGAGUUGGCCAACAAGAUCUUUCACACUUGUUUCAUGGGAACUGAAAACUCUUCGAAAGAAACACAAAGUAGAAGCGCUGAAUUGGCCAAAAAGAUUGGUUCUUAUCAUGUUGAUUUGAAAAUGGACAGUGUCGUAUCAAGCAUUGUGGCAUUAUUCGAAGUCGCCACCGGUAAGAAACCAAUUUUCAAGAUCUUUGGUGGCUCUCAAAUCGAGAAUCUGGCACUUCAAAAUAUUCAAGCCCGUAUCAGAAUGGUGCUCUCGUAUCUUUUUGCACAACUGUUGCCAUGGGUUAGAGGAGUUUCAAAUACCGGUGGCCUUCUUGUACUGGGUAGUGCCAAUGUGGACGAAUGUUUAAGAGGAUAUCUGACGAAAUACGACUGUUCCUCAGCAGAUUUAAACCCCAUAGGUGGCAUUUCAAAGACUGAUUUGAAAAGGUUUAUUGCCUAUGCGUCUUUGGAGUUUGACAUGCCAAUUCUUGAGACAUUUUUGUCAGCUACUCCAACUGCUGAGCUGGAACCUAUCACUAAGGAUUAUGUUCAAUCGGAUGAAAUCGAUAUGGGUAUGACUUAUGAAGAGUUGAGUAUUUUCGGUUAUCUACGUAAAGUGGAGAAGUGCGGUCCAUAUUCGAUGUUUUUGAAGCUACUGCAUCAGUGGUCACCAAAGCUAUCGGCUGCACAAGUAGCGGAAAAGGUCAAGAGGUUUUUCUUCUUUUAUGCUAUCAACAGACACAAGCAAACCGUGUUGACCCCAAGUUAUCACGCUGAACAGUAUUCUCCUGAUGACAACAGAUUCGAUCUUAGACCAUUUUUGAUAAACCCAAGGUUCGCUUGGGCAUCGAAAAAAAUAGACUUAGUUGUUGCCGAAUGUGAAGGAAAAAAUGCUGGCACAUUAGAUGUUAUGUCCAUCGAUUAG